UCAUACCCUUCUUCAUUGAUUUUUCACUUUCAUGAUUUCAAGUUCCUUUGUCACCCUUUUCCAUUUAUUUUUGGACAACUUAAUUUUGAACAAUGAGGGGAGAUAGUAAAAAAGCGAGCAAUCAAACAGAGUGAAAAAUUGAACGCUUUAAAUGCAAAGUUUAGCUCACCAAUUUCCCUACAAACAUACCAAGGAAAGUCCAUGAAAGAAUCCACUGAAUCUGUAUAUAAUAUGCAGCAAACAUAAUGCAGUGCUAUAAAAUUAUGAACAAGUUAUAUAUUAGGUGAUAAAAUCUUAAGUAGCCUGUUUCAAUCGGCUUAUCUUUUCUCGGAAAUCAAUUCUUACAACCAAAAGCUACUCACUAAGCUUCUCUCCAGGAUUGAUUUGCCUUUAAAAUCAAAUUUAGAAAGUUUUCCAAACAUGCUGUAUUAAUCUUGUCAGGGAAAGCUAUUCAAAUGAAAAGCUUGACCUUAAGGGAGUUUUAAAUCUCCUAGCAAGCAAGCAAUGUAAAAGUAAAUUUCAGCUUAAAUUAUUAAAAAGUCAAAACACUAAUAGGUUUAGAUCAGGCUUGAUUAUUGUUAUAGUAUUGUCUUUAUCUGUCUUAAGCAACAGUUUGGACUAUAAACUAGAUUGUUAAUCCUUAAUCCUAAACUUCUGUUGAUAAGCUUUUUUGAAAGUUGUCAUAUUCUUGAAUCAGAAUAAGUAGAGGAAUACAGAAGUCCAUGUAAUAUUCUAUUCAGUUCAUUCAAAUAAAUUGAUUGCUGGUGCCUUUGCAAAUGUAUUGUCAUAAGAACCCUAGGAAGUCGAUAACCAAUAGAAAAUUGUGUUGACUUUUUUAGAUGGAUUGUGUGGUGAAUUCAUCCUAAGAACCCUAGGAAUAAUAUCUGAAUAUCUUUUUCUCUGAGACUAUCUGUGCAAUAAGGUUGGAGGAGAAAGACUAUGUGUAUUUUCUCCUUUACUCUGCUGUGGAACCAUCAGAUACCACGGUUCUGCUCACAACAUGUAUCCAUAAACUGUAGAAUCACCUAUUACUAUUUUACCGUCAUAGGAAAGUGCAUCAUAGUUCAAGUUCUGCCAGUGCCAUGACAGAGGCAAAAAUCAGAAUUCCGAGCGUCCUAUCUGUUUCUUUCUUCAAGAUUAUUAUGCACUACAAUCUGUAUAUUUGGAAGCAUAAUUAGUAUUAUAAGUUUAUAACAUUUAAGCACUUGUAUUAGCACCUCAAUCACUCUUCAUUUUCUGAUUUCUUUCUUUUGUUUGAUUCUCUGCUUGCUAGAAAAAGAAGAGUGAUAAAAAGAAAUACACUAAUUAGCAUUACAUAUAAGACAGUAAGACACUCUAACAAGUUUUACAAAGUUCAUGCAUAUACUUAACCUGUAUAAAUAUGUUGUGUUCCUAGGCAUAUGAGGCUGUGUGAGCAUACAUCUCAUUUUCAAUUUUGCUGCUAGUCAAUGUCACAAGAACAACAAGACUACAUAAACCAGCUUGAUCAGUUUCUUAACCUUUGAUAUUGAUCCUUCUGAAAUAUGUCCCAGUCCCUUCUAAGGUUUUCCAUCUCCUCAGGCAACAAAGACUUGAUUGUUCCACUCAUUGGUAAGCAUCCAAUGCUGCUUCAUUGAACUUCCUGUGUAGGAUCUCAUGUCAGAUCUCCAUUCAUCCUCUUCACGACUUGAAUCAUUCAUCCACGAUGAAAGGUGAAUUAUAAGACUGCACCCUGCAUUCUUCUUUGACCCCACUAACUGAUUUCUUAAAAGUUGUCAAUUACUUAAUUAUAAUGUAAAACUGUUUGCUUUCACUUUUAUGCAGUCUUGAGCAGGUGGUAUUUAUAUAACAUGCUGUUGUCUUCUUCUCCUAUCAUAAGUUCAUAACUAUGGAAUCUUAUUCAACCUGCUUUUUGAAUUAUCUUAGUUAGUUUGUUAUAACUAUGAGUUGAUGAAAAAAAAAUUGUUAGGAGAUUUCAAGAAAGCCAAAAUACAGUUUAGACAUCUACAGGUUCUGUGACUUUCUUCGGCUAUAAUAUCUUUACAUGUGGAGUGAUUGGAGAUCAACCAAUUUAUCUUGGACUGAUAGUUUUCUCUUUUUGUGUAUAAAAGGAUAAGGGGCCCUCACUCUCUCUCACUGCAAGGAAGUGAAUAAAAGGCAGGAGCUACUGGAGUGAACAUAAUGGAGGAUGUGAGAUGUUGGUUGUCUUGGUGACCCUUUUGCAUUUGUGGUUGGCUUGUGCCACUGCUUCAUCAUCAGGACCAAGAAAAAACAACAAUAUUAAGAAGCAGCUCAGAAGAAAACUGCAUGUUAAUGGCCUUGGACAAUUCCUCUUAUGGGGUAGGAGUUUGAUUUCCAUUCAAUAUCACUAUACUCCUUUUCUUUGUUAGAACAACUGUUGUUUUUGCUUGUAAACUAUCAAUCUUCCUUGCUCAUUACUUACAAUACUGCUCAACCAUGAUGCCUGAUUAUAAACUAAAAUCUCUCUUUUUCAUCUGCUUUUAUAUUUUUUAGUAUCAUCCUAUAUUCCUAACUUGACAUAAUAGCAGCUAACCAUGGUUCAUUGUAGUAGUAUAGCAAAAGAGUAUUUAUGAUACUGAUGUGCUAUCAUGAAAUAUUGUUUGCAUGCACAGCUGGAGCAGUUGGAAUCAUUUUUACUGUCAAAAUAAUGAAAAAAUCAUCUGAGGAACUGGUAUUUGCUCAUCUAUAUAAAUGUUGAUCAUAUGAAUUAUAUGAAUUUUGUAUAUAUGGUGAUGAAUUUAUGAAUUAUAGUUGUUGGCAAAGAUCCAUCCACUUAAUUAAGAACUUAGUCCGAUUGUAAAAUUUUUGGAUCUAUUUACAGCUGAUGCCCUGGUUUCUACUGGUCUUUUCAAGCUUGGAUACAACAAUGGCAAUAGGGUCUAAGUUCUCAAGGAAAAAGACAUAUUUUUAUGAGACUUAGAGAAUUUCUGGAUCAGCAGGGUGCCCAGCGCUUGUCAGUAGCCGCCCAGCGCUUGGGGCGGUUACAGAAACCCAACCUUGAAGUAAUUAGGCGCCCAGCGCCCAUAAAGGGCCGCCCAGCACUCUGCACAGAUGUAAAAGUUCAUUAUAAAAGGAUUUUCUUCAUUUUCAGAACAAAACGGGGUUUUUGGAGAGAGAAUUCGAGAGAGAACAAAAAGGGAAGGAACUUAGAGCUUGGGUAAGCUUCCAUCGAGCUGGAGCUACGCCGAAGUCGGCACGGAUCAUCACUUCCAUCCUAUUUCUCUUGUAAGCUUGUCUAGCUUCCAUGUCUAUGGAUAGCUAAGCUUUUCUUUGUUAGGAUUUGGUGUAGUACCUUGACUCUAUGUAUCUAAUUUAGUUCUUAUGCAUAUGAAUCUAUCUAUCUCUUGAUUUCAAUGGUAUAAUCUUGUUCUUAAAGCUUGUUUUAACUUGAUCAAUUAGAACUUGAUUAGAGAUUUGAUGUGUGAGUGAAAACUACAUAUUUGAAUUGGAUUUAGGUUAUAUCAUCUAAUAAUCCUAAUUGCUAGACAUAGAGUUAGGUUUGUUAGUCGUUAAACACCCGAAUCAAUCACGCUUCGCUUUGUUAGUUAUGCGAGACAUCGGUAAUUAGGAGAGCGAACCGUUAAUCUUCUCAUGUAAGGAAUUAAUGAGUUAGAUAAGAACUGGUGUGAUGGAAUCAAGAAUAUAAUGAUUCAUAUGUGUUGAAUUUACGGAUUCAUAACAGUUAAGGUGCAAAACCCAAUCAUGAGAAUCCUUACACUCAUCUGACAAAGUUUUAUGAACUUUGUUGUACUGCUGGAAUUAGCCAAGCUGAGGAAGAAGCUGUAUUUCUGAGGCUCUUCCCUUUAACUUUGAUUGGGCAAGCAAAGGAUUGGUUCUUGGAUCAACCACAGACAACUUUAGCUGAUUGGAAUGAAUUGGAAAAGAAAUUCAUGACCAGGUACUUUUCUGAAUCAAAAUAUAUGGAUUGUAGAACUGCUAUUUCUACUUUUUCCCAAAGUACAGGUGAAAGUUUACGUGAAGCUUGGGAAAGAUACAAAUCCAUGCUGAGAAGGUGCCCGAAUCAUGACUUUGAUGCCAAGACGCAAAUCCAUCUUUUCAGAAAAGGUCUUCAACAACAAAGCAGGAUAAUGGUGGAUGCAACUUCAGGAGGUUCUUUGAUGACAAAGUCUCCAACUGAGGCCAUUCAGAUCAUUGAGGCUAUGGCUCUAAAUGACCACCAAGAUCAACAUAAUAGAGGACCACCAAGGAUAGGAGGCGUUCUGGAAUUGGGAUCAAGUGAUGCUAUCUUGGCCCAAAACAAGCAACUGCAGCAACAACUAGAUGAAGUGAAAAAGACUCUGAGUGAUCUUCCCAAACAACUUCGGGAGAUGCAAGAUUCUUCUUCCAGAAAGCAGGUGAACAGGUGUGAUGUGUGUACUAAGGAUCAUCCAACAGAAUACUGUCAAUUACAGGAAGAGGAGGUUCACUACCUAGGAAACCAGCAGAGGCAAGGGUACCAGAACAACUAUCCCAGGGGAGGUAAUCAACAAUACAACCAACCUUGGAGGCAAGAUGCAGGGCCUUCCACCAGUAGGGCACCACCACCUUACCAGAAUCAGUCAUACCAACAGCCGCCACAGAGCAAGAAUCCAACAUUAGAAGAUACAAUGAAUCAGUUCAUGCAGAUGACUAUGACCAAUCAGAAGAACACAGAAGCUUCUAUUAAGAAUUUAGAGAUCCAAAUGGGCCAGUUAGCAAAGCAGGUGGCUGAGAGUCAUAAAGGAGCAUUCACAGCAAACACUGAACCUAAUCCAAAUCAGAAGUGCAAUGCGAUCUUCACCAGGAGCGGAAAGGCAGUUGGUAGAGAUAUUGAUGAGGUAGUAAGUGAAAAAAAUGAUAGAGGUGAAGAGAAAGAGAAAAUGAGUGAUAAUGAGGAGAUUGAGAGGGAGGUGUUGAAAAAUAAGAGUGAUAGUGUAAAUAAGCAAGAAAAGAGUGAUGAAGAGAAAACAAAAGAAAAAUGUGAGGAAAAGGUAGGUGAUAGUGGAGAGAAAAGAAAGGUGGGAGGAAAAGAGAAUGCAUUUAAAGACAAAGAGAAAGUUAUCCAAAAACCCCCACUUGAGAAGAGACUUCCUUAUCCACAUGCUCCUACCAAGGCGGACAAGGAAAGGCAAUUCACUAGGUUCAUGGAUAUCUUCAAAAGGCUUCAAAUCAACAUUCCAUUUGCAGAGGCUUUGGAGCAAAUGCCAACAUAUGCAAAAUUCAUGAAAGAGUUGCUGACAAAGAAGAGAAAGUUUCAGGAUGAAGAAGUUGUUCACUUGGGAGCUCAUUGCAGUUCCUUUAUUCAGCAUUUCAUACCUGAGAAGAUGGAUGAUCCUGGAAAUGUAACAAUUCCAGUGACAAUUGGUACUUUAGCAGUGGGAAAAGCUCUGAUUGAUUUGGGAGCCAGUAUAAGUCUUAUGCCACUUUCCAUAAUGAAGAAAGCAUGUGGUAUGGAGCUUAGACCAACCAGGAUGUCUUUACAGCUUGCAGACAGAUCAAUCAAAUAUCCAGUUGGCAUAGCAGAGGAUGUACUGGUAAGAGUUGAUAAAUUUUUAAUUCCCGCUGACUUUGCUAUUAUUGAUAUUCCAGAGGAUGAAGAAGUUCCAAUCAUCCUGGGGAGACCCUUCAUGAGGACAGCAAGAAUGGCAAUAGACAUGGACAUUGGGAAGCUGAAAGUGAGAGUCCAAGAUGAUGAAGUUCAAUUUGAUCUCUAUGAGGCCAUACAACAUCCAAAAGACAAAGGACAAUGUUUCAAAAUUGAUGCAAUUGAUGAAGUUUGCAGAGAAGCUGAUAAGAAGCCUUGUGUGUUUGAUCCUUUGGAGGUAGUUCUCAUCAACAUGUGUUGUUGCUCACAAUUCAAUGAACUGGAGGAAAAAGAAAUCGAGAAGUGUGUGCAAGAACUUAAUCUUCUCAAGGAAAUACCCUCUGAGAAAGUGGUAGUGGAGAAUAUCAUGAAAGAGGAACCAGUGGAAGCUGAUACAAGGAAAGAUGAUCAGAAGAUGGAGCUGAAACUCUUACCUGCUCAUUUAAAAUAUGUGUUUUUGUAG
Lotus japonicus is the source of this 6026-nucleotide messenger RNA. RefSeq lists its product as uncharacterized. NCBI's taxonomy places the organism in Eukaryota, Viridiplantae, Streptophyta, Magnoliopsida, Fabales, Fabaceae. The coding region runs from base 3891 to 6026 and encodes 711 amino acids. The record is from RefSeq and is a predicted model, not a curated record. The transcript is spliced from 2 exons.